Coniophora puteana RWD-64-598 SS2 is the source of this 1179-nucleotide messenger RNA. RefSeq names its product ribonuclease H-like protein. The coding region runs from base 1 to 1179 and encodes 392 amino acids. Gene Ontology annotation, molecular function: RNA-DNA hybrid ribonuclease activity; nucleic acid binding. NCBI's taxonomy places the organism in Eukaryota, Fungi, Basidiomycota, Agaricomycetes, Boletales, Coniophoraceae. Gene Ontology annotation, biological process: DNA replication, removal of RNA primer. The record is from RefSeq and is a predicted model, not a curated record. The transcript is spliced from 9 exons.
AUGUCCUUUAAAGGCUGGCGAACGCCUUCAGGCCUCUUAGACCGUGCCUCGUUUAUCGAUUCACCUCAUUUCUCGCUUGCGCUCUCGUUUGGUGCCGAGGCAGGCAGCCUGGGAUUUAUUACGACUGGCGCCAGACACAAGAAGUUCGGCUCAAUCGAGGAUGCCCAAGCGUUCGUAGAUGUUCAAGAUGUACCGUCUCCGCAUCGGACGCGUGCUUCAGUAGCGAACGCGACGGCCCCCGCUGCAUCCAGCGCUGCUGUCAUUGAAAAUCCGGCAGGACCGAGGGCUACUCGGUACAAACACGAACCUGCUGGUAGGGAAGAACAUGAGGACGAAGUCGGCGCUGAUGUGGUAUACUGCGAUGGUGCAUGUCGGGGAAACGGGCAGCCGGGAUCUGUAGCAGGUUUGGGCGUAUGGUGGGGCCACGAUGAUCCAAGGAACAUUUCAGAAAGAUGCCCCGGCGAUCAGACCAAUAAUCGCGCAGAACUAUGUGCAAUUGUUCGAGUGCUUGAGACAACUUCCGCUUCGAAAGGGACGCUGAUUAUCAAAACUGAUUCAUCUUACUCUAUACAAUGUUUUCAGUCGUGGAUACCCAAGUGGCGCGCUAAUGGGUUUCGAGCGUCUACUGGUGGCCCAGUCAAGAACCAACCUCUUAUCAAAUACCUUGAUGCUUUGCUCACGUACCAUGCCAACUCUGGUCACACCAUAAAACUGAAACAUGUCAAGGGUCACGCUGGCAUUCCUGGCAACGAAGGCGCGGACAGGUUGGCAGUAGCAGGGACGGCUUUUCCAAAGCUUGAGGAACGUGACUGGAAAAGAGACGAGGAUGAGGUUAUUGCGAAGAUGCGCCCAGAGAUUCCCGGGGAUCUCGAUGAAUAUGCAGACUGCCUUCUUGACGACGAGGAAGCUGCCAACUGUGAUGAAACACCCACAACGAGGGAGGUUCCUACCACUCCACCUUCGCCGACGAAGACUGUUGUGAAAAAGACACCACAGCGCCAGGAGACAAAACCACCAUUAGCAAAUUCGUCAGGAAAGAACCCUUCGCGACCGCCGGCUAAAAUUGCGGAUCCGAGACUACCCACCGCUCCUUCGCAGCAGGAAUACGCUGGAGGGCUCUUGUCCGACGACGAAUUGCUCAUUUUGGGCAAGGACGGUAAUUUUGACUCGGACUUUUGA